AAACUGAAGUACUUGCCGAAAAUAGUAAUAACCGUUUACACAUCCCACCGUCCAGCGAUAUUCAUAUUAAAUAGCCAGAGAUAUGUGGGCGCAAUUUCAAAUCGUUCAGGCCAGAUUUACAAGUUCCCGUACCAGCCAAAUAAUACCGUGUAACCUUUCGCCGUCUAUCUGACAAUGAGCUGUAGGAUCUGAAAAUCGGGUCUAUCACCUCUCGACAUCUGAGAUGCAGUUGGCUUUUUGAAGUCUGAUUUCAUUUAAAGGAGUGAAGCAGUGUGAUUGGUCGGGCCGAAGCUCUGCCCUGUGCUAGGACACAUAACACAGUGCGUCUGCACUCAGAUAGGAAGAGAACUGCCGAGUCCGAAAGAGACAGAGACGACAGCCCACCGGCAUCAGUGCGAAGCAAGUCGCACACAUCAACACACGCACACACCGGGCAAAGUCAUCCUCUCAGCCGUCAGAUACCUGCGGCCGCUGCAGGACAGCCCUGGAACUUCCCGACAGAAAGUGACAAAAGCAAACCCUUCCUUUGCUGACUGUCGAACUGUCUUGCAGAUUUGUGCGUAGUUUCAGAAGAGAAUGGGCAGAUUUCGUGCGCUGGCGUUUGUGUGCGUCGGAUGGACCUGCUUAACUGCGGCAUUCUCGGAUCUGCUGCAGGAGCAUAUCCGCGGGCUGAGGGGAACUUCUGGCUUGGGUGAGAAUUCGACCGAGACUGCUUCCUCCCGGAAGGAGAGCACCGCCGUCUCCAAGACAUCAGACCUGCUCCAGGACACAAUGUCGGAGCACAUGCUGAUGCUAUAUGACAAGUAUAAUAAAGCUGGCUACCAGUUUAAGGAUGGAAACACAGUCCGUAGUUUCAAAGCUAACUUGGGAUGGAUUGGAGGUAAACAGAUACAGUUAUUUAAUCUGACCUCUCUAGCAAAAUCAGAAGUUAUUUUGUCCGCCACUUUACAUUAUUAUGCAGGCGAGCUUCAGCUUGCAAACAACACAAGGAUGUGCCCUCACUUAAAUGGCUGCAAACAUCGCUUCCACAGAAAACAAGUCAACAUUGACCUUUCCAUCUGGGUUUUUGGUAUUGUCAACAAUAAUACCAGAAUUCUGGGCCAUUAUAUAAUAAAUACAUCUACAUUUUAUCGAGAUUUUCUCUCUUGGCAGUGGAAAGACAUCACACGAGCUGUUCACAACGCCAGGUCAAAUGAUGGCCUGUUGAUUGGAAUUGAAAUGAUGUCAUCUGGUCCAACCUUUUGGAAGCAGUUGUUUUCAAAGCUUCCACCCUAUAUGCUGGUGUACGCGAAUGAUUCUGCGAUUUCAGAACUGGACAGUGUGGCGAGCACCCUUCGGAGACAGCAGGGAUCAAUUGUUACCAAGAUGCAGAAUUUCAGAAUCAGUGCUGUAAACAGAACAUUUGAAAUGAGGAAGAAACGGUCCGCUAACUUACUCCUGCCAUUGCGUAACAAUGAGCUACCUGGAGCAGAGUAUCAGCACAACGAGGCGGACGCGUGGGACACGAGGAAGCCUUAUAAAAAGCUACAUCCUCGGCCGACAGACCAACAGAAGAAGGGAAAACAAAGGAAGGGUACCAGACAGAAAUCACAAACUCUACAGUUUGAUAAGCAAACGCUGAGAAAAGCCAGACGGAGACAAUGGAAUGAGCCCAGAAACUGUGCCCGCCGCUACCUGAAAGUGGAUUUUGCAGACAUUGGAUGGAGUGAGUGGAUAAUCUCCCCUAAGUCUUUCGAUGCCUACUAUUGUGCAGGUGCUUGCCAGUUCCCUAUGCUAAAGUCAUUGAAACCCUCCAACCAUGCUACAAUUCAGAGUAUAGUACGGGCAGUGGGUGUCGUCCCAGGAAUACCAGAGCCAUGCUGCGUACCCGAGAAGAUGUCAUCCUUAAGCAUCCUAUUUGUUGAUGCAAACAAAAAUAUCGUCCUGAAGGUCUACCCAAACAUGACAGUGGAAUCAUGUGCUUGCAGAUAACUUCGCGGUCAGGAUGUUGUUUGAUUUUUGGGUUUGCACUUCAAAUAUUUUUGUUUUCCUUUUCUUUUUCAUUUUGAAUGAAUAAAGGAAGUCUUCCAAAAAAAUGAAACCCAAUGGUGUCUUUGGAUGAAAAGAUUUGAAAGAUAAUUUAUCAUUUUCUAGAGACACCCCAACACCUGCAUUAAAGGUGCAAUUUUGUGAAGUGAAAACACAUGGAAGGUACCAGAGCUCCUGUGUCUAGAAUUCAGGUUCUGAAAUGGAGCUCUAUUUACUGUAGAUCUGUUCUUAGUUUUUAAAGACAAAUUGAUAGAAAUUGCCAUUGCACUUCAGCAGAUGGUCUUUGACGGCUGACAUACAGUUAAUUCCACUUCCCCCACCCACCAGCUCCUAUCGGUUCCACCUUCAGCUAAUCUCAAAGUGUGAUGAACAUUUUCAACUAUCCUUUGCAUUUUACUUUUGUACUAUUAAAUAACAAAGUAAUUUGAAAUAUAACAGUUAUGUGAAUCAAUGCAAGCGUAUCGUCAACAUAUUUGUUAAUUUACCUUUCAAUUCACACGUUCUGUGCAUAAUGUUUUAUUUAAUUUUAAUUGUCAACACUUUUUAAUGCAACUUGCUGAAGAUCUUGCAUGAUAUUCAAGCAGCCUUUUUCAAACAAACAACUAAAAUCUGUACUCCGAGGUGAUGGACUUGUUGCGGGAUGUUUUCUGGAGCUGCCAAUAACUGGCCAGGUAAAUCUGUAUCACGUUAGGAAACAGUAGCAAUUGCAGUGGAUCAGAGGCACCCACUUGAAAUACAAAUGUUAAAUCCCAGGAAUUGUGUCAUCGAGAUUACCAAUAUUCGUGGUCAGUUAGUGAAAGGAAUGCAACAUUUCUCUUGACCCCUCAAUAUUCCCUCCUAAUAUUAAUCUAAUAAAAACUAGGGGAGAUAUGACCACUACAGCUACAAGAUUUGCACUCUCCUAAGUCAACGAGUUGGUCUUAUCAAUAAAGUUACAGUAAUGUAGUUGAUGUAAUUGGCCAACAUGGCUCAUCAAUUAAAAAACUGUUAAUAAUUGUCAUUUGCGAGGAGGUUCUAUCAUUCAACAUUUAAUAUUGUUUUAACCAAGCAAUUGUGUAUGAAUAAAAGCAAUGAAACUCCAAUAAUCCUGAUCUGCUUGUUCAGAAAUCCUAGUGUUUUAGUAUCUGACAUGCAGGUUGCUAACUUGCAGUUCCUGCACUCCCUUUAAGUUUGCCAGGGCCCUGGUUCCUGCACUCCCAUUAAAUCUACAGCUUUUUUUUGGGGGGGGGGGGAAUUUACAAUACCUCUGUGUAACAUAUGUUUUUGUAAACAGUGAAUUAAAAGUCUAUUGAAACGUUAAUAGAAAUAACAGUGGGCAAUCCAGAAAAUCUGCCAAUUUGGCAGUACCCAGAAGAUCAGAGGAUUUUGGAUUAAUGGAGUUUAAAUCUCUGAUAAUCUGUUGUGCCACUAAAACAAACAUACAUCUCCUCUCUUACCACAAUCCAAAGAUGUAAGCAGCCCCACCAGGUGAGGAAAUGAUUUAUGGGCACCUCCUCUAUCUGCAGCUAAUGCAGUCAGUGCUCCCAUUGUGGCGUCCUCUAGCAUUGCCAGGAUUAGACCAGGUGACCAGUGUUCUGUCCGCAAAGGGUGCCCUGAACUCCUGACUGCAAACCAUGUCAACUCCCCUUCCCAUUCUCACGACAGCGUGUAUAUCCUUAGCCCUCUCCACUGUCACUGUGAAGCCCAAUGCAAGCUAUAAGAACAACUCCUCAUUUUCUCAGUCUGAGUCUCUGACCCUGUCCCUCUCUCUUAGUUCCAUCCACCAUCCACUCACACACUUUGCCCACUGGCCUCCUCCCCCAUCUGCCCUUCAUCUCUCCAUUAAAUAAUUUCCAUUUUUACUUUUCUGACUUAUCACAUUCCAGUACUUGUAGUCUUUAUGUCUCCAUUUAUCACCACCACCAGCUGCCCCCUGCCACAUACCAGCCCCUGUCUCAUCGCUCCCCCUCUCCUCUUUAUCCUACCUGUUUGCCCUCUCAACUCCUAAAUCCUGAUGUUGGGUUUUGAUCUAACAUGUCAACAGUUCUUUUCAUCUCCAAAGAUGCUGCUCAGCUGCUGAGUUUCUCAGCAAUUUGUAUUUUUUUUAAACUAGGACAAUAUAUAUCCUUCAUUAAUUAUACUUAACAUAUACUUAGACUUCAGCUUUUUUGAGCAGCUGUAUUUGAAAAUUAUACAUAUUGCUGUAAGGAAGUAAUUUGUGGGUAUGUCAUAUCAAUAUACUUAUAAAGAAUAAAGGGAAUGUUUGUUUCAUCUUUAAGAUAAAGAUGAGCAUGCUGAAGAAUUAAGUGUGGUUUAAAUUUAGCCAUUGAUGGAAUUUCUAUACAUUUCAAAUCAGAAAUGAAGUGGUAGGCUUGGCCGCAGAGCACUACAAUUAAGGUAGCUAUGCUUACCCUUCAAAAGCACAACCUACGACACAGGAUUACCUUUGCAAAAUUUUGUAACUUCCUAAUACGGGCAUUGUCUAUCUUUCACAGACAAUUUGUCUAUUGGCAUUGAUGCAUAAAUUCUAUGGUAUUGUUUUACUUUUGCCGCAUGGAUUUCAAUUUGGUCUGCAACUAUGUCUUAAACCACUGUUCAAUUCCAUUUAUAUCUUUAGUAUAAAGAUAAUUUCAAGGAAAAAAAAAGUUGUAAAUUAUCAGAAUUUUAUAAAACUUACUGCAUUUCAAUUAUCAGUGCAAACAAAUAUAAAAGUAAUUGUAGGUGGAGAGAAUUAAUGUUGUGCCUUAUUCAGAGCUAGGCUGCCACAGCAAGGAGGAUUUUAAAAGCCAUGAAAUUUGGAGGUUUGAGGAAAUCUUUUACAUAGACCUAGAAACACAUAGAAUUAUAGAUAUAAAACACUGACCUCCAAGAGCAAGCCUCAUAGCAUCAAUUUCUAAAUAAGCAGAUAUAUAUUCCAACAGACAUAGUCUGUCCCUUACUGUUCCUUACAAUAGAGGAAGACAGGCUUUUACUGUCUUCUAUUAUAUAUCACCUUAAAUAUUAUUUAUGCUAAUAUGCAUAUCUUUAUUCAGUGAGUUUACUUCCACAUUGAUUCCAAAGAUGAGAUCAGUGUCAACUAUUUUUACCACUUUAUUUUAUAUCAGUAAAUAACUUCAUUUCUCUAUGUAAGUAUGAAAUACUCAGCAUUUUGGUAGAGGAAAAUAUUUUGGGAUCAUGUAAGAAAAAAAUAAUCAACCAUGUAAUUUUCUCAUCAGUUUUUUAAAAAUUCAAAUAUAUUUUAACUAUUUAAAUAACAAUUGAAUGCAUUGAAUAAUUUUAAUAUCAGUUUUGUAAAUAUUACUGUUUUGGAGUUGCUACAAACUUAGACUUGUUAAAUUGUCAAAAUCAAUUGAUCAUUGAAGAACAAUUAAACAAAUAUUUUCCAUGUUCUUCCCAUCAGAUUUAGCUAUUAGUUUAUAUUAUUUUGAAUAAUUAUGAAUUAAAUUGCAUGCUUUUCUCUUAUAAUUGGAAAUUGUGUGUGUGUGUAUAUAUAUAUAUUAUAUGGAUAAUUAUUACAAAGGCAUCUGAAGCAGUUUGCCUCUAUUAUUCUGCUUUAUAAAAGCUUGAGCAAACUUACCAACUUAACAAAAACAAUUCAAUUUUAAUUGGCGUAAUCCUUUGUUAUUAAAAUGUAUCAGAAGUAACAAAGUUUCCAUUGUUAACUUUGGCUAUAAAACAAUAAUAUUUAAUGAUGGAUAAGAUCAUAUGGCUUCGUAGCUUAAGUGCAUUUGUAUAUCUUUACCAUAUAUUGCAAUAUAUUUUCCAUUUCCUUGUAUUCUGGUUAGUCUCCUUUGGAUUUGGCUGCAGCAGAUUUUUUAAAAAUCUAAACGUAAUUCAAUUGUAAAGAAUUUCCUGUAAACACUUAGUUGCUAUGUAAUAUUGUACAAUAUGUUUUAAAAUAGUACAUAUUUGUAUAUGAAAGAGAAUCAUGUUGAAAAGCUUUUUUUAAUUUAUUUUAUGUUUGGCUAUGAUUUCUUUCCCCCUUAUUUUUGCACAGUUUCAAAUUUUGGUUGCAAUAAUGUUUAUUGAAGAGAACGGGAGAGUAAUAAUGAUUGUUAGUUUCCUGAACACUACAAAGCAUCUGAAAUGAAACUGUGAAGGGCACAUCACUACUGAUAUCUAAGCUUUCUUGUUUAAUAGUGUUUUAUUAUAUUAAAGGCAAACUUCCUCACAAUCUUUGAAAAAGAAUAAAGUUAGUUAUGAAAUU
Molecule: messenger RNA, 6214 nt
Organism: Mobula hypostoma (lesser devil ray)
Lineage: Eukaryota; Metazoa; Chordata; Chondrichthyes; Myliobatiformes; Myliobatidae
Gene: bmp3
Product: bone morphogenetic protein 3
Exons: 3
Coding region: 577-1971 (464 amino acids)
Biological process (GO): osteoblast differentiation
Cellular component (GO): extracellular region
Molecular function (GO): cytokine activity; growth factor activity
Source: RefSeq, a predicted model, not a curated record